This is a messenger RNA of Andrographis paniculata, 2330 nucleotides long. Its product is annotated as PHD finger protein MALE MEIOCYTE DEATH 1. Bases 199 to 2262 code for a protein of 687 amino acids. The record is from RefSeq and is a predicted model, not a curated record. The transcript has 3 exons. NCBI's taxonomy places the organism in Eukaryota, Viridiplantae, Streptophyta, Magnoliopsida, Lamiales, Acanthaceae.
GAUUUCGUCUUCAAGAUCGGGAAUUUGAUGCCAGCCGUCGGAUGCGAUACGCGUGGCUGCAGUUAAACCCAACGGCCACUUGAAGGAAACCCUGAAUUUGAAUAUUAACUGCAAAACCCUCCUUCACGUUCCAACCAUAAACCCUUCGAAAAUCUUCACCUUCUUCACAAAUUACCUGUAAUUUCUACAAAUCAAGAAAUGGAAUCGCAGAGAAACCGAACGCCGCAGAAAUUCUUCGGCUUCCAUAGCUUCGCCGAGCCAGGAUUUCCCGCCUCCUUCGCCGGGGCUUUUCGCGACAACAUUCGCCAUUUUCUAGCACGGUGCGCCGAGCCGGAGCAUUACGAUCUCGGGGGAAUGCCGAUUUGGUGCACUUUUUUGGUUUACGAAAGUAGAGGAACAGUGCUGCCCCUCUACACCAUUGAAGAAGACGUUAAGCAAUCUGAUCGGCCAUUCUGCGAUUACUGCCGCUGCGCUGGUUGGAGCCAUCAUUUAGUAACGAAGAGAAAGUAUCACAUGAUCAUUCCUGCAAAUGAUGAGUGGCAAAAAAGUCUUGAUGAAGGUGCAUUCGAUCUGCAAACGCAUCUUCUUCAUGGUUUGAUUCACUGCAAUGGUUUUGGACAUCUGAUCUGCAUCAAUGGCAUCGAUGGAGGCUCGAAGUUCAUCACCGGUAGAGAAAUUAUGGAUCUAUGGGAUCGAAUUUGCACUGCUCUCCACGCUCGGCAAAUUUCCGUGGAAGAUCUAUCACAAAAGCAUGAGAUGGAUCUCCGGGUGUUGUACGGGGUUGCAUACGGGCAAUCGUGGUUCGGGCAAUGGGGAUAUCGAUUCUGCCGUGGUAGCUUCGGUGUUAAGGAGCACCAUUACCAAAAAGCGAUCGAGUGCCUCAGCUCAAUAGAGCUCGAUCAAGUGGUCGACGAUUUCAGCCUCGCCAUUGGAUGCACUUCGAUCAAGCAGAUAAUCCACCACUACAGAGACAUGAGCGAUGCCGAUCUCGUCACCAUCCGAGAUCUUUUCCGAUUCAUGCUCUCCCUCAAGUCCACGGCUCCAUCCGCAACAUUCCCAUCGUGGUCCGGGAAAAAGCUCACUUUUCCGAUCAAGAGAGGUUCUCUGAAAUGCUCAUCCGGUUUUCCUCUGAAGAGCCUCCCGAGUAUAAACGAAAAGCCUGCCAAGUGUCGAAAGUUCUCAGCGCUCGCUGCAAAUCUGGACAGCAGAUGGCCUGUCCGGAGGCUGGAGCAUGUCGCAGAAGUCAUCGUCGAAGCCUUGAGAGAAAAGAGAACGUCGAUGAGGGGAAGCAGCUGUGGGAUGACUAGGCAGGAAGCGCGCGACGCAGCCCGGGUGUACAUCGGUGACACGGGGCUGAUCGAUCACGUCUUGAAAGUGAUGAACAAUGUCAUCGUCGGAAGCUAUAUUGUUCGACGCGCCGUGAACCGGUGCACGAAAGUGCUCGAAUACACGAUCCAAGAUUUAAAAGGCGCGACGACGAAAGAGGAGUUUCUUCCGCUGCCUAAAGCUCCCGAUUCAGCAUUGCCGCUUAUUCGCCACUCCGAAUUCAAUGUCGUCAGCGACGUCGCGUACUUGUACAGAAAACUGCUACACGGCCAUUCGAUCUCCGACUCCGUGAAGUUUGCCGUGCAAGUGAUUCUGUACAGCAAGAACUUCGUAAAGCAGUGGCCCUUCCGAGACGACGCCGACGAUUCGUUGAGAUUCAUCUGCAGGAUGAUGAUGAGUUCGAUGGACACGAUUUCCGGCAUCGGGUUCGACAUUCUACCGCGAGAGUACGUCGCAGUCCCGCUCUACGCAACUGUCGGGGACCUGAAGCUCUCGGUGCAGAAAGCGAUGCAGGACACGUACUGCAUGAUGGAGAAAAUGUUCGUCACCGAGAUUUUAGAGAUGGAAGAAACCCGCGACGAGGAGGUCGUAUUCGGCGCCGUGGAGUCAGGCCGGGAGCUUUCGAUGAGGUGCUGUGGAUUGGAUAUGGAGGAAAGCUUGAGGUAUCAGGGAGGGACAGAGACAUGGACUGUAAGGUGUAAGUGCGGGACGAGCGACGACGACGGGGAGCGUAUGGUGGCGUGCGACGUCUGCGAGACGUGGCAGCACACGCGGUGCAGCGGGAUUGAAGACUCGGAAGGGGUCCCGAGAUUGUUCGUCUGCGACGACUGCUGCAACUCGCUUGCGCCGGCGAGUCGGAAGUGCAACUACGAGGUUUGGGACACGCCGUCGUUGUCGUCGUCGUCGAAAAAGCUGAAACUGCUGUAUAGUGACUGAAUGUACGUUAGGUAAGAUUGUUUUUGUACAUAGUUACAGAAUUUUGUCGAAUUUUUUCGACAAGAAAA